GGACCUGCAGAUCGAAGAGCCUGACAACGUUCUUAGUGUGUUCCUGGCAAUUCGCACAUGUGCAAUGGACAUGGCAACGCUGAACGUGGCAAAGCUCGACAGGCAUCAGAGGUGGAGAUCAGCUUGUGCACAAAUUCUUCGUGCCACUCGCAAAGCUGAGGAGUUGCUGCUGCUGCAGGAUUUCCUGCUGGUAGAAGUUUGCCCUGAGGAGUCUGAUGUGUUCACACAUCCCACUGCCCAGCCUCACACAGCAGAGACGUGGAGCAAGACAGAAGAGACACGGGCGCAAACGGAUGCAGACGCGUCAAAUCUUCCUGAGAACAUUGCUGCUGGGGAAACGGAAAAGCAAAUGCAGACCUUGGAGCACCAACUGCUAGAGUUGCAGAGUACACACAAGGAUCAAGACCACCCCGAAAUUGCUACGAUACUGCAUGAGCUAGGCCAAGUGAGCCAGCAGGCUGGAGAUCUCCAGCAGGCAGAGCAGCACUUUGGUGAGUUACUAACAAUGGACCGCUCCUUGCAUGGGGACAGGGAUCACCCUGAUAUUGCUGCGACACUGCUUGGACUAGGCCAAGUGAGCCUGCAGGCUGGAGAUCUCCAGCAGGCAAAGCAGCACUUUGAUGAGUCCUUACGAAUGGCGCGCUCCUUGCAUGGGGACAGGGAUCACCCUGGUAUUGCUGCGACACUGCAUGCACUAGGCCAAGUGAGCCAGCAGGCUGGAGAUCUCCAGCAGGCAAAGCAGCACUUUGUUGAGUCCCUACGAAAGGCGCGCUCCUUGCAUGGGGACAGGGAUCACCCUGGUAUUGCUGCGACACUGCAUGCACUAGGCCAAGUGAGCCGGCAGGCUGGAGAUCUCCAGCAGGCAAAGCAGUACUUUGAUGAGUCCUUACGAAUGGAGCGCUCCUUGCAUGGGGACAGGGAUCACCCUGACAUCGCUGCGACACUGCUCAAGCUUCUUUGCCCAUUAGGAGGGUUUGUUGUAGCAUUGAUGAUCUGGCAUGGAUUGUUCCCACUUGCUACGGGCGCCACUUUGCGACUUUUUGAGUUGUAGAGUUUCAUGUCUGAGAGGUGUAGCAGCACUCAAAUUUUUGAAGGAGUUUCUCCACAUGAAGCUCUCACAGAGAUGAGGGCUUGGUGAGUCACCUGAGGCCCACUUGCAUCCGGCGUUGCGCUCUGCAGAACAACCGCUUAAGUGCUUAAGCUGUCUGUAAAAUGGCAGGGGGGAUGAGUGUUUUAUGUGUCUCCUGGAUCUGCUUUGGCACUG
Molecule: messenger RNA, 1264 nt
Organism: Cladocopium goreaui
Lineage: Eukaryota; Dinophyceae; Suessiales; Symbiodiniaceae
Source: the annotation of a GenBank genome assembly